This is a messenger RNA of Styela clava, 2090 nucleotides long. Its product is annotated as neurochondrin-like. Lineage: Eukaryota; Metazoa; Chordata; Ascidiacea; Stolidobranchia; Styelidae. Gene Ontology annotation, biological process: regulation of neuronal synaptic plasticity; neuron projection development. The record is from RefSeq and is a predicted model, not a curated record. Gene Ontology annotation, cellular component: dendrite.
GUUGCUACAUUUUUAGAGUAUAAUCAUGUCAGGAGAUAUAAUUGAAAUCUCUAAUGAGAAGUUUUUAGGAAUAUUAUCUAUGGUUGAAAAAGCAAAGUCUGAUAAUGAGAGAUUUGCUGCCUUGCUUGUUGUGUCAAAAUUAACGAGAGGAGGAUCUAUUUUGCCAGAAAACAGAAAGGAAUUGUUAAAAGCUAUUGGAAUUCAAUUUCCAUUGCGUCUUGUCAAGACUGCAUGCUCACAAACAACAGAAGAAAACAAAUUUAGUUUUGUUUCGAUCGGGAUGUCAAUUCUGUGGUCAUUUUGUGCUGAUGUUGAGUUUUUUAGAGAUGAAGGCCUGGAAGCUAUUGUACCACAUCUUCUUAAAGUUGUUAAAUUGUUUUCCAACGAAGAGAAAUAUGAAUCUGUAAUUGAAGAUUGUAUGGAUUGUCUCAUUGCCCUUACAUAUUUUGAUAACUGCAUCUCUGAGAUCAUUGAAAGUGAUGCUUUUAAUACAUUGUGUCUAUGUGAAAAGCAGUCUGACAAAAGCCAUCACUUUAUUUCUAUGCUGUUAUCAAAGCAACCCCAUCUUUGGCAAAACAAACAGUUUCAAAAAUGGUUCAAAUCACUUGCAAAUGUUUUCAAGAUAGACCAAACAAAUAAAAAAUUCACUAUUUGCAUUCACCUGUUCCAAAUUUUAACUGCAUGUUCUAGCGAACAUUUGCUUGGAUAUCAUGAAGCCAUAACGGACAUCAUGUGUGGCCUUGAAGAUGUGUUGUGUAGUAAACUUAACACCGAGCAAAGGAAGUCACCGAUACAACUCGUCAGUGAAAUUCUUAGAUUGUUUGGUAUUUCUUGGUUCACAAUGAAUUCGAAAAAGACGAAUUUUAUUGUUAUCGUGACAAGACUGUCAUGCAUUGAAAUUGGACUGUUUUUAAAAGACAUUUCUAAUGACAUAGAGUCAAACUUUUCUGAAUAUCUAUCGGUCAUCAUGUCUUGCUUUUCCAUAUCGGAAGCAUUUUGCUCAGCAGUUGCCAAGUUUGAACAAAAUGAUAGUGAGAAGGAUGAUAUUCUAUCUUUUGAGCAAAUUCGACUCACUCAACCAGCAUUGUCUGAUUUAGCCAACAGUGUGUCUCUUUUUAUUUCAUCUUAUUCAGUUGAUGAUGAAACAGGCAUCCCAGAUACAGAAUUAUUGAAUAUAUUACUUCCUAUUUGUAUUCGCUUUCUAGGGUCAUGGCUUAACAUUGAGAACAAUGUAACUUCAGAUCAAGGCAAUGAAACACUUCCAAUACUGAAGCAGGUUUUGAAAUAUAUCGUAAAGCAUGAAAACUUGUUAUUGCUAGAAUGCACCUUGCCUGCAGUGAUGCAAGCAGCAAGUUCUAUGAGCACCCAUGACACUAUAAUUAAAAAUGGUAUUUUGCAAUCCCUCAUCUGCGUUAUUGAUUUAAUUGAGAAAAAAUUACACUACCCAGAAAAAAUGGAUGAUAAUUUAGUUACUUUUCAUAUUGUGUUACAAAGCCUAACAAGUGUUUGUUCUACAAUGACUAAUGUUGAAUGUCAAGACUAUCACAACGACUUGAGUAAAAUAUUUUCCAUAAUGACAAUAUUAGUACAAAAGCCAUUGUCAAUUCAAACAUGUGGGUACGUAUACCCACUCUCGUCAAUUUUAUUGAACAAAUCAUCAUGCUCCAUAUCUGAUGACAUUUUAUAUAAAAUAUUCAAGUUUCUUUUUGAUGCAUAUGAGGUAUCUCCAACUGAUGGUCACCCAAAAGUCAGUCCCAAUUACCAAGAAUCUUGGCAAGAAAUUUGCCCUUUGUGGAAACUCUGUGCGGAAGAAAUCACAUCCUAUAUUGCCAGUACACCUGAAGUCAAAAAGAAAUUGAUUGGAUGUGAACAUAGAGUGUUCUUACGCAACUUAUUUGAUGCUGCAUCUGCUGGGAAAGAUGAAGAACUAACAAAUAUCUUUUUCAAUCUUUUAGAAGUUUUGAAACUGAACACAUUUGUACAAUAGGUUCUUAAUAAAUUGUCAUACUUUGGUAUCUACCGACUGUUUUGGAGUUCAUUUCAGUUCACACAGGCGGCUUUGCGGUCUUGCAUGUAUAACACUCAGAAAA